Messenger RNA from Penicillium verhagenii, 3381 nucleotides. RefSeq lists its product as uncharacterized. The record is from RefSeq and is a predicted model, not a curated record. NCBI's taxonomy places the organism in Eukaryota, Fungi, Ascomycota, Eurotiomycetes, Eurotiales, Aspergillaceae. Bases 1 to 3381 code for a protein of 1126 amino acids. Gene Ontology annotation, molecular function: protein binding. The transcript has 2 exons.
AUGGCUGAUCCACUCUCCAUCACAUCGGGGAUUGCGGGGUUUCUUUCGCUUGGCAUCCAAGUCACCCAAUCCUUGGUUGAUUUUUACACGACGUACAAAGGCCAAGAUGCGGAUCUGGCAAAGAUCACAAGCAAGCUUGAUGAUCUUCAAACCCUCUUUCGAGCCCUCGAAGCUGCAGUAGAGGAACGCCGAUCGCAGCCCAACCCGCAAUGUAUACUGCGUGACGUCGAGAACGCCGUACAAAAAUGCGAGGAAAUCAUCACCGAGCUACAGAGCGAGUGCGAGAAGUUCCAUAAAGACCCGACCGCCAGUCUAAAGGAUCGUGUUAAGGUUGCUGGGCGUCGUGCAGCCUAUCCAUUUCGGAAAAGUACUCUACAGAAACUCGAAGAAGACAUCAAUGAGAUACGUGAAAAUCUGUCAUUCGGAAUCGAGAUCCUGCAGCUUAAAGGCCAGACCCAGAUUCAAGAUAGCAUAUCGGAAAUCAAAUCCCUCGUCGAGCGAACAAAUGCUAGUCAAGUCUCUUUUGAGCUUCGUUGCUGGCUUAUGGCGCCAGAUGCAUCUCUCAACCACAACGCCGCGUCUGCGAAGUGCCAUCCAAGCACAGGUCUUUGGUUCGUCAACGGCGAUCAAUUCCGGACUUGGCUAAAGGAACACAAUUCUUUCCUAUGGCUGAAUGGUUUCGCAGGGUGUGGCAAGUCGGUCCUCUGCUCAACUGCAAUCCAGCAUACCUUUCAUGAGAUGAGGCAUGAAGACAAUGUCGGUAUUGCGUUUUUCUACUUUUCCUUCACUGACAACGCAAAACAAGACGCCGACGGCAUGUUACGUACAUUGUUGAUGCAGCUAUCGGUACAGCUACCGGACGGUGAAAAAGAUCUGGAGCAACUGCACAUGUUACAUAAAUCUGGGUCCCCCCCAGUAGAUGUGCUCCUUGACUCACUCCAGCGCCUCCUCAAGCGAUUUCGCGAUGCUUAUAUUCUACUUGACGCACUAGAUGAGAGCCCCCGAGAACACAAAAGAGAGGGUGUCUUAAAUGCUAUACAAGUGAUACGUGACUGGUCAAUACCUGGCCUCCAUCUUCUGGUGACCGGUCGCAACGAGCUAGAUAUCCGCGAAGAGUUAAAUCCUUCCUUUGUCCAAGACAUACCGCUUAGAAACCCAGAAACGGACAGAGAUAUCGCGAAUUUUGUGUCCUAUCAGCUCAAGAAUGACACCAAACUUCAGAGGUGGAAAGAGCGUCACGCGGAGAUCCAGGAAAAACUGGCAGCUGAUGCCCGAGGGGUAUUCAGAUACGUUGAAUGUCAGUUCAAUGCGUUUCGGCGGGUGCGAAAUCGGAAUCAGCUGGACAAUUGCCUACGCACUUUGCCCCGCGAUUUGGAUGAAACCUACGAGCGAAUGCUGUGCAGUAUUUCAGAUGAAUAUGUCGAUGACGUGCGCCGAGUUCUGACUCUGCUUUGCUUCUCCGCCCGGCCGCUCACGAUCGAUGAGCUGAUCCACGCACAUGCAGUUGACCUGAAUGAGCCAGCACAUCUUGAUCGUGACGGUCGUUCGUACGAGCAGGAUGGUCUUAUCGACAUUUGCCUCGGACUUGUUGAGGUUGUGUCCAUGGAAAAUGACGACGAAGAAACUAUCUUGGCUGCUCGCAUAGCGCAUUUCUCGGUUCAGGAGUAUCUCCAAUCAGAUCGGAUCAUUCAACAGAGAUCAAGAAUAUUUGCCAUGCAAAGUGCGCCUGCAAAUACAGAGAUAGCCCAUUUAUGCCUAGUCUACCUCCAGGACCCAACUCUCUCUGAGGUAGCAUUCGAUGGAAAUCGCUUUGGGAAUCGCGUUGGGAAUCGCUUUGGGAAAGAGCUUUUUCGUCCAAUAUACCUUGAGCAUGAAAGGCUGAGAGAGGAGUUCCCAUUUGUUUAUUUUGCAGCUGAAUAUUGGCUUCAUCACCAUGCACAUUCAGAGGAUGGGAAGACAACAAUUGAAAAGGUAGCGUCGAAGGUUUUCAAAGACCGGACGAAUCCUUUCGCUUUGUGCAUACAUUUGGGUAAUGAAGAUCCCCGAUCUUCAAGGCACGGCAGUGAAUAUUGUCCUGAACCUAAAGCGCCUUUAUACUAUGCGGCCAUGUUUGGACUAGAAUCUGUUGUGAACAGUAUCUUACCGGUUGAUACUACACCCUCAGAGUUAUUCGACAUUGUAAACGCCCAGGGUGGAUUUCAUGGCCAUGCACUCCAGGCUGCAGCAAUGGGAGGCCAUAAAGAGGUAGUACAAAUACUGCUGGAUCGAGGUGCCGAUAUCAAUGCCCAGGGUGGAGACUAUGGCAAUGCACUCCAGGCUGCAGCAGUGAGAGGCCAUCAAGAGAUAGUACAAAUGCUGCUGGAUCAAGAUGUCGAUGUCAAUGCCCAGGGUGGAUUCCAUAGCCAUGCACUCCAGGCUGCAGCAGUGAGAGGCCAUAAAGAGAUAGUGCAAAUACUGCUUGAUCGAGGUGCCGAUGUCAAUGCCCAGGAUAGAAGAUAUAGUACUGCACUCCAGACUGCGGCAUCAUAUCACCAUGAAAAGGUGGCACAAGAUAUGAUUCGGAUGCUGCUAGAUCAAGGUGCCGAUGUCAAUGCCCAGGGUGGAAGUUAUGGCAAUGCACUCCAGGCUGCAGCAGAUAAAGGCUAUAAAGAAGUAGUACAAAUACUGCUAGACCGAGGCGCCGAUGUCAAUGCCCAGGGUGGAAGUUAUGGCAAUGCACUCCAGGCUGCAGCAGAUAAAGGCUAUAAAGAAGUAGUACAAAUACUGCUAGACCGAGGCGCCGAUGUCAAUGCCCAGGGUGGAGAGCAUGGUAAUGCACUCCAGGCUGCAGUAGCCAACAGCCAUGAAGAAAUAGUACAACUACUGCUGGAUCGAGGUGCCGAUGUCAACGCCCAGGGUGGAUACUAUGGCAAUGUACUCCAGGCCGCAGUGGCAGAAGGCCACGAAGAGAUGGUACAAAUACUGCUGGACCGAGGUGCCGACGUCAAUGCCCAGGGUGGAGAGUAUGGCAAUGCACUCCAGGCUGCUGCAGCCAAUAGCCAUAAAGGAAUUGUACAAAUAUUGGUGGAUCGAGGUGCCGAUAUCAAUGCGCAGGGUGGAUACUAUGGCAAUGUACUCCAGGCCGCAGUGGCAGAAGGCCACGAAGAGAUGGUACAAAUACUGCUGGACCGAGGUGCCGACGUCAAUGCCCAGGGUGGAGAGUAUGGCAAUGCACUCCAUGUCGCAGAGUGGCGCGGCCAGGGAGAUAUAGUGAAGAUACUGUUGGAUCGAGGUGCAACCUAUGGCAGUCCACCCAAGGCCGCAUCGCCUGAAGGCCACGAACAAGUGGCACCGAUGCAAUUGGAUCAAGAUGUCGACGCCGACGCUCAGGGAGAAGAAUAA